UUGGAGGUAGAGCCUGGGCUUCAGGACCACUGAGGUACCUGUGGCACCUCAGACCCCAGACCAGACCUUAGGCUUACCAGGCCAUUCGCUCCUCCACCCCACUACCCUCACACCAGGGGCAGUUUGGAGCCUGGUUUCCAGCCCAGGCCAGCCUUCUUGCCACCUCUCUUCCCUUCCUUUGUCCCUCCAUGCUGGCUUCUGAAGGAGCCAGUUUGCUUAGAGCCAGUGGAGCCUUCUUGGUUCUAAGUGUGACACCCUGAACAAACCCUUUCUAAGCCUCAUUUCCUACUUUGUCCAAAAAAAAAAAGUGUGUAUGUAACCAGUGUCCUACCGUUGUGAAAUGAAAGGUGCAGAGUGGGCAGACCUCAGGAAUCUGUAAUGUGCCUUUCUGCACCUGACAGCAGCAGGGUGCUCUGCUGCCUCUAGGAGUCCUCAGCCUCCUCUAAUGGCUCUGCUCAUCCGCUCUGCAGUGCUCUUAUACCGCCCCCUCACCAUGCCAUGAGUUGCUCACUUGGGUGCUGGAUGUCCUCAUGACGUCUUUUUCCUCAGCUUCUUGUGAGUCAGUCCCCUCCCAGGUAACACCACGGAGCUGGCAGGUCUCAGAGCUUUUAUGGUCAUCCUACUGUAGCCAGAAAAGGAGAGAAAGUGAGACCCAGAAAGGGGCAGGGACUGUCCCAUGGUCUCGCCACACCUUACAGGCAGCUUGGGGCUAGCACCAGGUCUCCUGAGUACCCCAGGGCUGAAGGUGUGGCAUUAAUGUCCCCUCCCCUCAGCUGGUAUGUCACUUUGGGUACUAUGUCUUCUUUGCAGCCACCUGAGGACAUGGGUCCUUCUGGUCAAGGGGCCCAGCUAAGGGAUGUGCCCUUGAGCCCAGGAAGGGGAGAGGAGCCAGCAGCCCUGGAGCAGACAUCUGACACCAGAGGGGCCAAAAAUAGCCCCUGGAGAAGGGGAAGAAGGGGACUAUUUAAAGGGCCCGGGGAGGAGCCAGGCAUAGCAGAGGGAGCAAGGCUUGAUCAUGGCCACUUCAGAGCUGAGCUGCCAGGUGUCCGAGGAGAACCAGGAGCGCCGGGAAGCCUUCUGGGCUGAGUGGAAAGAUCUGACUCUGUCCACCCGGCCGGAAGAGGGCUGCUCCCUGCACGAAGAAGAUACCCAGCGGCAUGAGACCUACCACCAACAGGGGCAGUGCCAGGCAGUGGUGCAGCGCUCGCCCUGGCUGGUGAUGCGCCUGGGUAUCCUUGGCCAUGGGUUGCAGGAGUACCAGUUGCCCUAUCAGCGGGUGCUACCGCUGCCUAUCUUCACCCCUGCCAAGGUGGGGGCUGCCAAAGAGGAACGUGAGGAGACCCCCAUCCACCUGCGGGAGCUUCUGGCCCUGGAGACAGCCCUGGGUGGUCAGUGUGUGGAGCGCCAGGAUGUGGCAGAGAUCACCAAGCAGUUGCCCCCUGUAGUGUCUGUCAGCAAGCCUGGAACCCUUCGUCGUACCCUGUCCAGAUCCAUGUCUCAGGAAGCGCAGAGAGGCUGAGCAGGACUGUGACUCAGGCUCCACCAUGCCUGCUCUGGGCUGGGCCCUUCCUGGCUAGUACCACAGAGGAAAGCUGCUGGCUGUGGCUGCUUUGUAGUUUUCCCAGAGUUGGGGGCUAUGGGAGAAGGGAGCCAGAGGCCAGGAUGCCUGGGUCUCCUGGAUUCACAAAGGGAGGGGUGCAAAGGUGGGCACUGGAAGUGGAGAGCUGGGGGCCAGUCCAACUGGGCACCCUCAGCCUCAGAAGGGACAAAAGAUGCUGGUGAGGGCAAGAGCCCCCUGGGAACAGUGACCUGGUUCAAGUUUCAGUUACAAAAAAGGAGUAGAAGUGAGGGGAUCUGGAAUGCUCUGGGUAGGAAACUUGGAGAUGAGGAAAGAGGAUGUGAAGAGGGCAGAGGCAGGGCAGGCCCCCAGCACACUCUGUUAGCGCUACAAUAAAUGCUCAACCAUG
This is a messenger RNA of Nannospalax galili (Upper Galilee mountains blind mole rat), 1967 nucleotides long. It is a transcript of the gene Tcap, whose product is annotated as titin-cap. Gene Ontology annotation, biological process: cardiac myofibril assembly; skeletal muscle thin filament assembly; cardiac muscle contraction. The transcript has 3 exons. The coding region runs from base 1016 to 1519 and encodes 167 amino acids. Gene Ontology annotation, molecular function: protein-macromolecule adaptor activity; titin binding; titin Z domain binding. Lineage: Eukaryota; Metazoa; Chordata; Mammalia; Rodentia; Spalacidae. Gene Ontology annotation, cellular component: Z disc. The record is from RefSeq and is a predicted model, not a curated record.